Molecule: messenger RNA, 639 nt
Organism: Chenopodium quinoa (quinoa)
Lineage: Eukaryota; Viridiplantae; Streptophyta; Magnoliopsida; Caryophyllales; Amaranthaceae
Product: cysteine-rich repeat secretory protein 38-like
Exons: 1
Source: RefSeq, a predicted model, not a curated record
UCAUCUACCGCCGGAAACUUCACUCCUAAUUCCGUUGAAGAGAAAAACGUUAAUACAUUAAUGGGGCUUCUACCGAGAAAUCUUUCUCCUUGGGGCUUUUCGAGUGCCCUUACUCGUACAUACCCGUCUAUGUUCUUUGGAAUCGCUCAGUGCAGGGGGGACGUAAACUCCCUAGAGUGUAACAAAUGUGUUGUUAAUGCUAGUAUUGAAAUUCGUAAGAGUUGCCCUUAUAACAAAGGCGCGGUUAUAUGGUAUGACAAUUGUAUGUUGAAGUAUUUGGACCGAUGUUUCUUUGGCCAAAUCAAUAACAAAAAUAAAUUUUAUUUGUUGAAUGUUGCUAAUUUAAGUAAUGAUCCUGUUUUGUUUAACACAAAAGUUAAGGGAUUAUUGAGUAAGCUAGCGAUCCAGGGAGCUAGCACUAGGAAACUUUACGCGAUUGGAGAAACAAAGCUUGAUACGUUUACAAAUUUGUAUGGGUUAGCUCAGUGCAACCAGGAUCUGUCGAACAAAGUUUGCAAGACGUGCUUGGAUCAAGCCAUAAGUGAGCUACCAAAUUGUUGCGAUGGAAAACGCGGUUGGAGGGUUGUUAGUGGGAGUUGUAACGUGAGAUAUGAGAUAUGUCCCUUUAUUAAUUCUUAG